AUGUCGGACGUCAAGUACCCACUCCCACCGUCCAAUGUUGUCCAGUCUUCUUCAUGCCAUCCGCCACCACCACCACCAACACCACCUUCAUUCAACGAUAACGAUAACAACAACUUUGACUUUCAUGUCUCCUCUAAUCGCAUUCCUCAACAUGACGUCGACAACAGAUACCUGGAACAACAACAACACCACAACCACCACAACCAGCAGCAGUCGGUCGAUAUUGCAACGACGAGUACAGAGCACCUAGCAGCAACAACAACAACAGCACGUGGCUCGAAUCAAGAUGAGGAUCCUGACCUGGCAAUGACUCGUCGCAAUCGUCCGUUAUCAUUUUCUUCCUUGAGUCGAGAUGAAGUUGAAAAGCCUAGUGGUGGUAGUGGAAGUGGCAUGGGUGAGAAUGGUGGCCAACGACAAGUGAUUAGUAUAUCAACACCAGAUCCAUCUCAUUUGUUUUGGGUCCCUGCCACACAGCAUCCAGAAAUUGCCCCUGCCGAGUUUGAGAAAUUCCUACAAAUCAAUGCAAUGGCCAAACGUGAACGAGCGAGUUUGAGAAGGCGUAGUUCAAUCUUAUCGGUCUCUUUUACGGCGAGUGAUGCUGAACAAGAACAAGAAGAAGGAGUGACAAGGGAUCAUUUACAGCAGCAGCAGCAGCCAUCAAACAACAGCAGUGACACAUUAGGGGAGCAACAACACCAUCAGGGGUUGAAUGAAAAUGAAUCUCAACGCAAAACCCGGUUACGAAGAAGCAUUAGCUUGGGUACAAUCUCAGCUGCCGAGAGUCAAAUGCGAUUACCUGAUUUCCUGGUAUUCGACCGCAACUCGUCAACAGAAGAUCAAUCACGUGUCUUGGUUCCUCGAGCAGAUCGAUCAUCUUUAUUACGUAGAGGUGCACGUACUAGGUUUCAACGUAACUCAUCCUUUACGCCAUCAGCACCUCGUCGUCCUGUGGAUCGUCAUCGCCAAGCAGAGUCAAUGCCACCAGUGCCUUUUAACCGUGAUAUCCAAUCAUUCGAAGGCAUCACAUUAUCCGACAAACCUCUCCAAGAAGACCAUCACCAACAACAACAGCAACAACAUCUCAUCAGCAGGCCUGACACCGAAAAGGAUGAUGAACAUAUUCGAUCACUUGCUGUGGGUGAUAAUGUUCCAACAAGACCUUCAUCUACACCUCCUAUUACUCCUUCAUCAUCCAUUAGUGAACCUACAUUUCAACGUCAACAACAACAGCAGCAGCAGGAGCAACAUGAGCCAUCAUCAACAAUAUCACCAUCACCUUCUCCAUCGCCACCGCCACCACCGCCACCUCCACCUUCACAUGCUAUUGAUCGAGGAGAGAAAAAGUCGUCAUGGUCUUGGGGCUUUAGAAAGAAUAAAUCCGAUCAACUCAAGCAAGAACCCACUAUUACAGCAUCAUCACCAUCACCAUCACCGCCAACAGCAGCACCCGAACCACGUCCUUCGGUAUCGACUGAUUCUACUACUUCCAGCUCAUCCAGCAAAAAGUUUGGUCUCUCGUCUUUAUUUUCACGUAAAGGCUCCUCCAGCAAAGUACAACCAGCGAAUGUAUCCAUGGCUCCUACCAAUGCAGCGGGUGCUAAUGGUACAGCAGUGCCAAAGGACUUUCAGCUCAAUCGUAUCAACCAAAAUCGAUUACCCAUUCACAUUGAACGAGCCAUUUAUCGAUUAUCGCAUACCAAGUUAGCCAAUCCACGACGCCCUUUGCAUGAACAGGUCUUGAUUUCCAAUCUCAUGUUCUGGUAUUUGUCGGUUGUCAGCUCGACGCAACCCAAUGGAUCCGUCGAAGCCGGUCGAAAGUUUGUGAGUGCUGGAAAGAAAGGAAAACGUCAACCCCAACAACAACAGCAACAACGACCUGCCAACAAGUCAUCCAACAAUCAACGACCUUCCCAACAACAACAACAACAGCAACAGCAACAACAACAACAAAAUACGACAUUGCAUCAAUACAUGGGUAACAAUGCAUCCACUGGUUUUGUGAUACCAGAGAACUAUCUCAGACCCAAAGGAGGAGGAGGAGGUGCUGGUGGUGGUGGACCUAAACAUCGAAAGCCAAGUCUAAGUGAUUCGGAUGAGGACGAUGACGAUGAUGAUAGCAGUAGCAGCGACAGUAGUUCGGAUGAGGAAACCACCAAAAAAGCACAUACCAUGACACCAGCAGCAAAGAAAUCAUCAACAAGACCUAAUAUCAAGGGCCCUGCACUUAUCAAUCAUACCCAAGGUGCCCGAAAGGAGCGCGACGAUGACAUUCCUUUGGCCAUGUAUAGAAGUAAAGGACGUGUAUGA
Messenger RNA from Lichtheimia ornata, 2307 nucleotides. RefSeq lists its product as uncharacterized. The coding region runs from base 1 to 2307 and encodes 768 amino acids. Gene Ontology annotation, biological process: positive regulation of G2/M transition of mitotic cell cycle; establishment of cell polarity. The record is from RefSeq and is a predicted model, not a curated record. Gene Ontology annotation, cellular component: cell septum; cytoplasm. Lineage: Eukaryota; Fungi; Mucoromycota; Mucoromycetes; Mucorales; Lichtheimiaceae. The transcript is spliced from 3 exons.